Mercenaria mercenaria is the source of this 9450-nucleotide messenger RNA. Its product is annotated as protein AF-10-like. The coding region runs from base 240 to 2417 and encodes 725 amino acids. Gene Ontology annotation, cellular component: nucleus. The record is from RefSeq and is a predicted model, not a curated record. Gene Ontology annotation, molecular function: histone binding; nucleosome binding. Gene Ontology annotation, biological process: regulation of transcription by RNA polymerase II. NCBI's taxonomy places the organism in Eukaryota, Metazoa, Mollusca, Bivalvia, Venerida, Veneridae. The transcript is spliced from 18 exons.
UAUGUUGUCUGCAAAAUCCUUCUUUGUGUAUAGUGUCUGCAGUACUUGUCUGCAAAGUAUUCUGUUCCGUGGUUUUUGAUCGAAAGUUCUUUAAUUACGAUGAAAUAACUCUCAUAUCACACCGGCCAAUUGCGCGUGCGCAAUGGAUAUGAAAAAUAUGGCGGAAUCAAAACAACCCAUAAUUUUUUGACAAAAUCUACGUGAUUGUGUCAAUAAUUUAGUUAAUUAUAUACGCAAAAAUGAAAGAGAUGGUAGGAGGUUGCUGCGUUUGUUCAGACGAGAGGGGUUGGGCAGAGAAUCCGCUCGUUUAUUGCGAUGGACACGGUUGUAAUGUUGCCGUCCACCAAGCUUGUUAUGGAAUAAUUCAGGUACCAACUGGACCUUGGUUUUGUAGAAAAUGUGAAUCCCAGGAGAGAGCUGCACGUGUUAGAUGUGAGUUGUGUCCCUUGAAGGAUGGUGCCUUGAAGAGAACUGAUAGUGGAGGUUGGUGUCAUGUGGUGUGUGCGUUAUUUAUUCCUGAGGCCUGGUUUGCCAAUGUACAGACAAUGGAACCUAUUAUGCUGAAAAAUGUUCCACCUGAUAGAUUUAAUAGGAUGUGUUAUAUCUGUGAGGAGCAAGGAAAGGAGGUAUCGAAGGCCUCCACAGGGGCCUGUAUGCAGUGCAAUAGAAAUGGAUGUAAACUCAACUUUCAUGUAACAUGUGCCCAAGCCAAUGGAUUUUUGUGUGAAGAGUCAGGUAGCUAUGGAGACAAUGUGAAGUACUGUGGGUACUGUAGCCACCAUUACAAAAAACUGAAAAAGGAUUCCAACAUAAAGACCAUUCCAGCAUUUAAACCGAUCCCUGCAGAUAAUGCAACUCCAGAUUCAACUCCAGAGAAAAUGAAUAGUGAUAUCAAAAUCAAUAUAUCAGCUGAGCACAAGAACCGAGAGUCAUUUGCUGCACGACAGUUGUCUGGUUUGACUGGUUCAGCGUUUGAUCCUAAAGGAAGAGAUUAUAGUUUGUCUAUGAGGUCUCACAAUAUAAGAAAUUCCAGUCAGAUGCCCCCUAUACAAUCUAGUAACAAAAUUGAUACAGAUAGUAAAUCACAAGAUAUUAAAAGUCAAGACAAGACAUCAUCAUCUUUAACAGCUGCCAAUACUUCAACCUCAUCAUCAACCACAACAACAGUAACAGAGAAUAAACCAGUCACAGAGACAGGGAAGUUGUUCUCUCCCCUUCCUGAAGGCCAGCUUACACUGCCUUUACCUGUCACUACACAUGUAGCAUUCCCAACAUCUCUAGAUGGUAUGAUAUCUAGUAUGGUAAAUAGUGCCACCUCAACUCCAACCACAGAUACAGAAAGCCUCACUGUCGGCAGACCUAGGAAAUCAAGAGCUGGAUCUCUUGAUAAGGAUAAGAAAUCCCGACGGGGCAAGGCUGGUUUGUCGGCCCGUCAUCGAACAAUGAAAACAUCCCUUAGUGAGGACAAUGAGGAGACUUCCCCACCUACAAACAAAAGAACAAGGAAGAAAUCAGAGAGUAGUACAAAUGUUCCUAUCACAUCAACAUCCACAUCAACUGUUCCUGUUUCCUCUAUUCCUUCUACAACUACUGCUACACCACAUGGCCCUCAGAAUCCCAAUGUGUUUGGUGGAGAACCUCAUUUUCCAAAUCCAAUUUCAAGGACACCUUUCUCUCACACUGAGACCGGUACCCUGGUAUCCAACCUACCAAAGAUGGAAACUGGUAUCACACAGGGAACCAGUCAGAUAUCUUCACUCCUUCCCACAGGUAUUGCAGGAGUAGAAAAAAUAACAAAUGGGCCACUGAUAGGUCCUCCAAAACCUUUCAACUCAUCGUCUUUAUUAACAACAGAUUCAAAAUCAAGUGAGACUCCAGGUAGUAUGGAGGAACUGCUAGAGAGGCAGUGGGAACAAGGCUCAAACUUCCUUAUGGAGCAAGGACAACAUUUUGAUAUUGCAUCAUUACUAAAUUGCCUGCAUCAGUUAAAAACAGAAAACACACGUCUAGAGGAAUAUGUUCGGAAUUUAAUGUCACGGCGGGAUCACUUACUUGCUGUCAAUGCUAGACUGUCUCUACCAUUCAACUCGAACGAAAGUGCGAAUUCGACUGGAGCACAAGGGGAUAGUAAUGAUGUAGCGGGGAGAGGGGAGACAACUCCAGAUCAUGUUGAACCAAAGAUAGAUAACAUCUCAGAUGAUGAUGAUAGUCCUAUAAAUGUGGUGGACCCACCAGGUGAUACUAACUGUAGAAACAGCUCAGUAGUUGGCAAUGGUUCACAUGAUUCAGCAUUACGGCAUCAACUUUUCUCCUCACCCUCAGGCUUAAUACCACAGAAUGGCAGUGAACAGCUGACUAACUCUACCUCAUCUAACAGUUCAUCAGUGAAAGAUCCUACAGCAAAGGAUAAAACUUGAAACAACUUGUUCACAUAUAUAUAUAUAUAUAUAUAUAUAUAUAUUAUAUUUCCAUUUGGCAGCAAUAUAUUUAAUGAUUGAUUGAACUAAAAGUGUAAAGAUUCUUUGAUGAAAGAGCUACUCUUUUAACUGGAGAGACUGUUGUGUUGCACAGUAAUAAUAAAAUUCCAUUAAAUGACGAUUUUCACUGCACAGUUGUGUAUGUAUUGAGCAGGAUAGCUCUCCAUAUACUUUUGACAUUUUUGCAUGUAAAUUGCCAGGUUUAUUUAAAAAAAAAACAUUACCAUUGAUUCCCACAUAUUAUACUCCUGGAAACACCCCCAUAUCAUGGAUGUGGCACAGAACAUUUAGUAAACUCCAAACAGUGAACACUUGAAAAGAUUGUCGUUCAUGUUCAAACUUGGUAAAUUUGAUCUCUGGAUGUUUUCAUUAUGGCCUGAACAUGGAAACUCUUUCCGAUCAGUAACUUGAGAACCACUUUGCCCAGAAUGUUGAAACUUCAUAGGAUGAUUUGAGUAAAUGACAUGAUAAUUGAUUUUUGAGUGGCUCGAUCAAAGGUCAAGGUCACAACAAUUUCCAGUUCAUAACUUGAGAACCACUAGGCCCAGAAUGUUGAAAUUCUUUAGACGAUGGACAUGCUGAGUAGAUAAUCCCAAUUGCAGCCAACCAUCGGUGUCUUUAGACAUAUGCUCCUAUCCCCUAUUGACUUAUUGCCUCUUUCUACUAUGCAUUGUGGGAGACAUGUGCUUUUCUACUAAAGCAUAUUGUAGUUCAUAUAUGUUUUUAGCUCGACUUUUCGAAGAAAAAAAAGCUAUUGUACUCGCCCUGGCGUCGGCGUCGCUGUUGGUUAAAUUUCUGAUCAAGUCAAAUAUCUCUGUUACUAUCAAAGCUAUUGACUUGAAACUUAAAAUAGUUAUUUACUAUCAAAGUCUACACCAGGAGAAACAAUCCCCAUAACUCUGAUUUGAAUUUUAACAGAAUUAUGCCACUUAGAAUUUUUGGUUGAAGUUUUUGAUUAAGUCAAAUAUCUCUGUUACUAUCAAAGUUUUUUAUUUGAAACUUAAAAUAGUGAUUUACUAUCAAAGUCUACACCAGGAGAAACAAUCCCCAUAACUCUGAUUUGAAUUUUGACAGAAUUAUGCCCCUUUUUAACUUAGAAUUUUUUGUUAAAAUUUUUGAUAAAGUCAAAUAUCUCUGUUACUAUUAAAGCUUUUGACUUGAAACUCAAAAUAGUUAUUUACUAUCAAAGUCUACACCAGGAGACACAGUUCCCAUAACUCUGAUUUGAAUUUUGACAGAGUUAUGUCCCUUUUUAACUUGGAAUUUUUUUACUGGCAAAGCUCUUGAGAAAAGUCGAGCGCGCUGUCUUACAGACAGCUCGUUUUUUUUUCACUAAAAACGUCCUCCCACCCCCACCAAGAUUUUAGGCACAAAUCGGGGAUGUGCAUUGUACAUGGGUAUUUAUGGUAUCCAGUCAUAACACAAGAAGUAUGUAUUGUUUAAUACUGAUUGGGAAAAAGUGCAUGGAACUUGCUAGUUUUGAAUUGAACAGUUCAACUCCAGUGUGAGAAAUCAUACAGUUUAUAGCAGGUGACUGGGAAACAUUAUUGAGUUACAGUAUGUUAAUGAGCAUGAUAUGUGUGAGCAUUAUAUAUGCUUGAGCAGACAUGUUCAUACUGCCAGCUGGUUGUGCACAAGUUCUGUUUACAUAGGAUGCAGUAAAAGGUUGGAGAGUCUAAGAUAUGAGUCAGAUUUACACAUGUAAUCUGGAUUGUACAAACAAAAUAAUGUAAGUUUUCUUGCAGCAUCUAUACAACUGACUGAAAGCGAAUUUCUAUUUUGUUAGCUCAACAGAGCCAAAGGCUCAGGGUGAGCUAUUCUGAUCACUCGCUGUCCGGCAUCCGUCCGUAAACUUCUACUUUAAACGACAUCUCCUCAUAAACCGCUAGGCCAAUUUCAUCCAAACUUCACAGGAAUGUUCCUUGGGUGAACCUCUACAAAAGUUGUUCAAAGAAUUGAAUUCCAUGCAGAACUCUAGUUGCCAUGGCAACCGAAAGGAAAAAUUUAAAAAAUCUCAAAAACAAGAAGCCCUAGAGCUUAGAUAUUUGGUGUGAAGCAUUGCCUACUGGACCUCUACCAAGUUUGUUCAAAUCAUGACCCCGGGGUCAAAAUUGACCCCGCCCCAGGGGUCACUUGAUUUUACAUAGAUUUCUAUAGGAAAAUCUUUUAAAAAAAUUUAAAAAAUAAACCAGAAGGCGUAGAGCUUAGAUAUUUGACAUGUAGCAUUGCCUAGUGGACCUCAACAAAAUUUGUUCAAAUCAUGACCCCCGGGGUCAAAAUUGACACCACCCCAGGGGUCACUUGAUUUUAUAUCGGAAAAUCUUCAAAAAAUUUCUAAAAAUAAGCCAGAAGGCCUAGAUCUUAGAUAUUUGACAUGUAGCAUUGCCUAAUAGACUUCUACAAAAUUUGUUCAAAUCAUGACCCCCGGGGUCAAAUUGACCCCGCCCCAUGGUGUUUCUUGAUUGUACAUAGAAAAAUCUUCAAAAUUUUCUAAAAAUAAACCAGAAGGCCUAGAGCUUAGAUAUUUAACAUGUAGCAUUGCCUAGUGGACCUCUACAAAAUUUCUUCAGAUCGUGACCCCUGGGGUCAAAAUUGACCCCGCCCCAUGGGGUUACUUGAUUGUACAUAGAAAAAUCUUCAAAAUUUUCUAAAAAUAAACCAGAAGGCCUAGAGCUUAGAUAUUUGACAUGUAGCAUUGCCUAGUGGACCUCUACAAAAUUUUUUCAAAUUUUGACCCCCCCAGUGUCAAAUUGACCCAGCCCCAGGGGUUACUUGAUUGUACAUAGGGAAGUCUUCAUAAAUUUGCUAAAAAAACCCCAGAAGGCCUAGAUCUUAGAUAUUUGAUAUGUAACAUUGCCUAGUAGACUUCUACAAAGUUUAUUCAAAUCAUGAUCCCCGGGGUGAAAUAGGCCCCGCCCCAGGGGUUACUUGAUUGUACAUCGGAAAAUCUUCCAAAAAAUUUCUAAAAAUCAUCAGUUUGACAUUUGAAACAUGUAGCUCACAUUACUCAGGUGAGCGAUCCAGGGUCAUCAUGACCCUCUUGUUAGACAUUGUUAGCUUGUCUGUUUGUUUUUUUUUGAAAUCUAGGCGGUAUUGUCGUCACUUGAUCGUCGGCCAGUUAAAAUUUUUGUUUAGGUCCACUUUUUCUCAAAAACUAUACUGGUUGGGAACCAUUUUCCGGACACAUUUUCAUAUUUCGGCUCCAUUAUUCCCUUAAAAAAAUAUUUGACAUAAAUGAAGUCCACACUGCACAAACUUUAGCUCCUUCCACAUCCGAUGUAGUAAUCAGCAUCGCGUUAUGACGUAAAAUAUGGGUUCCAUGGGGCUUCAAAUGGGGUCACUAAAAUAAGUUAUUUUUCCCGUCAGGAAAACCAGUAUCCGGACAAAUAUUUUGAAGGUGUUUUGUUGUUAAUUUGAUAUCAAAAUAAGUAAUUAAACUAUUUCUACACAUUUCUUUAUCAUUCAUCUCUUCAAAAUUGCACAUGAAACAUAACCCGACGGUCAAUAACAGCUACGAAAGCAAACCGAGGUUGACUAUAAAAACUCGAAUUUCGUCUGAUACGAAUUCUUGAUAAUUCCAAUAGAUAUAGAAUAAAAUUAGUGCAAAAAUCGACAGCCCUGCAUCUUAAGUAACUUUUAGCAUGAAAUUAAAAGUAGAACAUGUUAUCAGCAGACAAUCAUUAUGUAGUUUGAUUAUUUCUUCCCCACUUGAUACCUCGGCAUGUGUGAACUACUGCGCAUGCGCAAUGCUAUCUUCAUGCCCCGUUAAGACAGAAAGUUACUUUGUAAACGCAGGUAAGUUAUCAUCAAAAACCAAAACAUGAUACAGCCUUAUGAAAUAGUGGUUUGUUGUAGACAUGAGGAACAAACAUCUAAAUGAUCUAGAUGAAACAAUUACAUGAAUAACAAAGAAAUAAAGCGGAUAUUACAUGUGUCCGGAAACUGGUCCUGUCCAGAAAAUAGUUCCCAACCAGUAAGGGCUACAGCUUUGAAACUUUGUACACUUGUUUAUCAUCAUUACAUGAUUAGCUCUGAUAUGCAUUUUGUCAGAAUUAUAGCUCUUUUUGUACUUAGAAAAUUUGAGUUUCUUGGUUAAAAUUUUUGUUAAGGUCCACCUUUUAUCAAAAACUGUAAGAGUUACAGCUUUGAAACUUUACACACUUGUUUAUCAUUAUUACUCGACUAUGUUUGCUAAGAACCAUAACUCUAACCUGCAUUUUGUCAGACUUAUCACCUUUUUUUGUACUUAGAAGUUCUGAACUAUAACACUUUUUCUUACUGACCAGCACUUGCAGACGAGCAAUGGCACUUACUGGUCAAUCCACUUUUUAUAUACCCGAAGGGACAUAUUAUGUUUUUACGCCGGUGUCCGUCCGUUAGCAAUUUCGUGUCCGCUCUGUAACUCUUGAACCCCUUGAAGGAUUUCUAAGACACUUGGCACAAAUGUUCACCACAUCGAGACGAUGUGCAGAGCAAAUGUUUCGUAUGGCUCGCUUCAAGGUCAAGGUCACACUUAGGGGUCAAAGGUCAUAUGACUUUGUUUUGUGUCUGCUCUGUAACUCUUGAACUGCUUGAAGGAUUUUAAAGAAAGUUGGCACAAAUGUUCACCACAUCAAGACGACAUGCAGAGCGCAUGUUUCGGAUGGCUUGCUUCAAGGUCAAGGUCACACUUAGGGGUCAAAGGUCAUAUGACUUUGUUUCAUGUGUAUAUUGCUCUGUAUUGUGGUGCUCUUGUUUUUAUUUGGCAGAUCACUUUUUUGUUCACUUACAAUAAUUUUAUAUUGAAUUCCUUCCCUUUUAUGUUACUAUAAAUAGCUUAUUUUCUAACUUUUUUAUUAUUGGCCGUAGGAAAAAACCGAGAAUUUUUUUUUUGUUCACUUAAAAUUUGUUUUUGAAUUUCUUCCCUUUGUUCUUCCUGUCCUUUGGGCUUCAACAGUCAAGUUCUUUGAAUUUUGUAUCCAUUCUCUGAUAUAACCCUUCGGGCGUAUAUUGCCCUGCUUGGCGGAGCUCUUGUUCAGUUUUAUCUUUAAAUGUAAAACAAACCUUUGAUAAUAUAAGAACUCAGAGGGUGAUAUUAGAUAGGUUUUGAAUUUUCAAAAUAUUUAGAGUAGUUUUGAAUUUGUCAUUAAAACUAUUUAGAUGGGGUAUCUUCCAUUGAAAAUUUCAGCCGCUUGACAUCAAAGCUAAACAUAAAUUUUGACUUUAUUGUGAGUGGAUUUUUACAAGACAUUCAGAAUCUCUUAGCAUUAGAGCAGCAUUUCCAUGCAAACAUUUCUUUAAAAAGGUAUUUUGCAAAGUGCCCAAUUUUUGCAAUGGGAAAAAUUCAUUUUUGAUCAUAAUAAAAUGCAAUUAUUGACUAGGUGGAUCAAACAAAAGUUUAUUGUUAUCCCCCGUCGAUGAAAUCAGGAGGAGGGUAUUGAAAUGGCGUUGUGCAUCCAGGUGUGUGUGCGUCCGUCCGCAGCCAUAUCUCAGUAACUAGCAGGUAGAAUUUCAUGAAACUUGAAAUAAACAUGAACCAACAUACUGCCAUGAUGCCCGUCAAGUGUUUUUUUUGAUUGGUCAAUUUCCCUGAGAGUUAUUGCCCUUGAUUUAAUGAAAAAUCCACGUCUGCAGUCAUUUCUCAGUAACAAGCUGGUAGAAUUUCAUGAAACUUGAAACAAAUAUGAACCAACAUACUUCGAUGAUGUCUGUCUUUUUUUUUUUUCAAUUGGUCAAUUUUCCUUAGAGUUAUUCCCCUUUAAUUGUUUGAAAAUCUACAGAUUUGUACAUAACAAACCAACCAUUUUUACCACCUUGCCUUGGUAACCUCCCCCCCCCCCCCCCCACCCAAAAAAAAAAGAUAAUUUUUCAUUCCUUUGUAUUUUUUUCAAACCUUCCAUAAAUAUUUAUCAACAUGCAAAGUUGUACCGUUCCCCCACCUCACUCCUCCACCCAGUCAUGCCCACACCAAAAAAUAGCAUUCAUUUUCUGUUAAAUUGAUUUUGACUAAUGAAAUUAUUUGCCUCUUAGUAACAUCCUUAACUUAUUGCCGGAUAUACUGCUUUCCCAUUCCUCACCACAAUCCCUUUCGGCGGCAGAUACCAAUUCAUCGAAUUUGCUUGUUUGAAUAUUUGUUUGGAUUGUAAUGACCCAUUCUCUUCUGACAAGAGAACAGGCUGAUGUAUUCAUUCAGUGAAGUAAUACUUUCAAAGUUUUUUGUAUUUCAUGCAAUACCCUUUGAUCAUUUAGACAUUUAAAAGUAUUUUUGUACCCCACCCCACACAAAAUUUUUCAUGGAGCACUAAGAUUUGCCCUCAUUCAUGUCUGUCCAUCCAUCCAUUAUUGUCCUUGACCUAGUAAAAUAUGCAUAAAGACCUUUAAGUUCAUAAAAAUAUUUGACUAAGAAUCCUGAAACCAUAUUGGAAUAUUUGUGAAUUUGUGUGCCUUUGGUUUGCUUUGGAUUUCACUCUGCAAGACCAAAGUUAUAACCCAUGACUUAGUCAAAAAUAUGCAUUUAAAGAAGUUUGUGUUGCUAGUAUCUCAAAAAGUAUUUGACCUGGAGUCUUAAAACAUUACAGGAAUGUUGUUCCCGGAUGUAAAGUUAGGCUCAAAUGAUUUUUUCUUGCAUUAAAUCUCUCCUACCCUGUCCCCAGAAAUAGACACAGAAAUUUUACACAAUGCAACUAGUAUAUACAUAGUUAAACUUGAACUUAGUAACAUGACCAUACAGUGACAGAAAUUUGGGGGGCACCAGUGUCGUAUGAACACUCCUCUAGUUUUUUAAAAUGGAAACAUAACAUGUACAUCAUUUUAUGAGUGACCAAAAUAGUUAUGCAUAAAAGUUAAUUGUACAAAAAUACUCAGGGCAGACCUCUUUAUAUGUUGCCUUUGAUUUUAUGCUAUUUGUUAUUGUCAUGUGUUACGUUUGUAUUGUAUCAUGUAAAUUAAAAAAUAUUUAGUGCUAUUAAUGAAAUAAAACGAUUGAUGAUUUUUC